AUGGGACGUACUAAAGUGACUGUAAAUGCACUGAAAGAGAAAAAUAAGUCAGAGAGGGAACAAGUGUGUAAUCAGGAUGUUGAGACCUAUGUGAAAACCUCCUGUCAUGUAUCUUUGCAGGCUUCUUCAUUAACAAGUGUAAGUGUGUCUCUUGUCCCGAUGGCAAGUACUUGUACAUGCAGAACGGCCUUCCGAAGUGUGACCAGUGCACCGAAGCCUGCUCAGGUAACUUUUACAGUUAGGCAUUAUAUUGUGUUCUUUCAUUCCUCAACACUAAACGUCAUACCCAUAAUUUAUUAUUUACCUCAAGGAAAUCCAGUAGGUAUAUUGGUAACAAUAGUUUAAUAUAAAAUGCCAUCAUUAUUUUACAUUAGUUGAAUAAAGGACAAACAUAUUGAGAGCAAAUGUCUCAUAGAUAGUUUGUGUGUCUUUGUUUGUGGGCAAAGUUGAUCAGCACUUGACACAGGUGAAGGAAUGCGGCCGGGACUCAAACCGUGAGUGCCACUGUGACAGUGGCUUUUUCUGUGCCAACACUGCCCAGUAUACCUGCAGGAAGUGUAAGCCGUGCCCAGCCGGCACUUUCUCCAUCAAACCAAACCUAACCAUGUCCUGCAAACCCCACACAGAGUAAGUCCACAGCUAUACAGCACUGGUGCUGAGCACUGUACUGAUUCAGACAUUGUCUGCCUGCCAUAAAGACUUUACCUAUGACGCUGUAGCUCCCUCUACUGGAUGUAUGUACACAAGGCCUACUUUUACAGUAAAUUAAGUUAUUAUUAUUACUACUAGGAUCCAACACUGUACUUUCUCAUUUAGAUUAACCACCUCACAAGUUCUCUCCUGGCUUCUCUCCAGUUGUGACCAUAAGGGAAUGACCAUGGAGACAGAGGGCACUGCCUCUCAGGAUCGUGUGUGUAAACAGACCUCCCCUAACUCUCCUACAACCACUGCACUUCCAACUGUCCACAGCUCAAAGAUAGGCUUUCAUUCUUCUACCUCCAGUGGAGUCGGCACCACCCGAAGACCCCUCAUCAUAGCAUUCCCAUUUAGACUGGUGGGGUCUACAUCUCCUGAUGGUAUGGCUCUUAUGAGAGCUUUCUCUCACUUGAGUGAAUCAAAGCAUUUCCUGCUCUGUCCACUGGAGCACUUUAACAUGCUUCACCAGUCCAGCACUAGAGGUUGCAUUGUCCUGUGAUGUUAUCUUGCCAUUUAAUCACACUCAUUCUCUGUUUUUCCAGCCUUUCCCUUAGCCACAAUUGACACAUCUGCAGACCCUUCACCAGCCUUACUCACCAGGUCUUCUCUGUCCCAAGCCCAGAGUGAGCCCUCUACCUCCCCCCCAACUGGGAAACAGGUCACUGAACACAGCUCCUCUGACCUCAACACAAAGCUCACCACCAGGAGAAACCCCAGCAAGGUGGACAGUAACACCUCACCUGCAGAGUCUGCCUCUGCACCUCCUCUUACCACAGAAGACAAUGGUAUGGUUCUCAGAAGACUAGAGUAUCCCAUCUCUCCAUUUAUACUAGAUUAUUCAUUAUUUCAGAAAUACAUUUGUAGUUAGUGUAGGCCCUAAAGCAUCUGUAAUAUUCAGUAAAAGUAACAUAACACUGACAGGUUCAGCUUCCUGCUCCUGACUCUCUACCUCUCCAUAACACUGAUACAGUAGUAUUUUUUCUCUGCUCACCCCAUCUCCCAGCCACAGAUACUGGACCGAGCUCUCCCAAUCUACCUUGGCAGCUGCUGAUAGGUGGGCUACUAGGGGUUGUCCUGCUGCUGGUUGGUUACUUUGUGCAUUGUAGGGGGAGGUCACUGGAGUCCAUGCACAAGUGGAAAGGUGAGUGAGUAAAGUGGUUAGAUAACACAAACACAUUAUGCAGUGAUGCAUCAGAUUAUAUGCCACAUUUCCCUUUCUAUAUAAGACACAGUAAAUAAAUACACUCACAAUAAUUACGAGGAGACAGUGAAACAUUGUGUGUAUACAUGCAUAUAAAAUAUGCAUUUUGAUUUCUUGAUUUAUUUUAUAUUCCUUUAGAUCCAAUAUUUCGUAAAAAUGUGAGUACAGUACUAAUUCUCUAUUUGCAUAAAGUAUGUAUCGAACUUCUGUCCAUUGUUGCUAGAAGUAUAAACGUUGACUUCUAGAAAGUCAAAUGGGUCACUGUGUGAGAAUGUGUCCAUACCUUUAGGAUGAGCAGAUUUGCAAGGAACGUCUAAGAGGGAGCUAUAAUGCGUGGGAGAGCCAUCCUUGUCCUGCUACCCUACAGACGGCUUCCUAUGUACAGGCCCAGCCACCACAGGAGAGAAGCCCACACCUGGAGGCCCAGCAUCUUCUGGGGAGGGAGACUGGGGGAAAUCCUAGACAGGAUGGUGCAGGGUUGCUACCGCCAGGGGGCAUGCAGCAGGUCACAGUGGAACACUCUGGAGGAGAGAAUAUUAGCAACACAGUGGGUAGGUGUGGUGCAUCGCUCUGCACUGGUACUGAAAUUAUUAAAUUGCAUGGAUGUCAUAUUAUUACACUGUAUCUUAUGUUUGCAUGCUGUGCAGCCACAUUUGGACAGACAUACAUUGGCUUGCGAAAGUAUUCACCCCCCAUGGCAUUUUUCCUAUUUUGUUGCCUUACAACUUUGAAUUAAAAUGGAUUUUUUUGGGGGAUUUAUAUCAGUUGAUUUACACAACAUGCCUACCACUUUGAAGAUGCAAAUUUUUUGGGGGUGAAACAAACAAGAAAUAAGAAAAAAUAACAGAAAACUGGAGCGUGCAUAACUAUUCACUCCCCCAAAGUCAAUACUUUUUAGAACCACCUUUGCAGCAAUUACAGCUGCAAGUCUCUUGGGGUAUGUCUCUAUAAGCUUGGCACAUCUAGCCACUGGGAUUUUUGCCCAUUCUUCAAGGCAAAUCUGCUCCAGCUCCUUCAAGUUGGAUGGGUUCCGCUGGUGUACAGCAAUCUUUAAGUCUUACCACAGAUUCUCAAUUGGAUUGAGAUCUGGGCUUUGACUAGGCCAUUCCAAGACAUGUAAAUGUUUCCCCUUAAACCACUCAAGUGUUGCUUUAGCAGUAUGCUUACGUUCAUUGUCCUGCUGGAAGGUGAACCUCCUUCCCAGUCUCAAAUCUCUGGAAGACUGAAACAGGUUGCUCUGAAGAAUUUCCCUGUAUUUAGCGCCAUCCAUCAUUCCUUCAAUUCUGACAAGUUUCCCAGUCCCUGCCGAUGGAAAAACAUCCCCACAGCAUGAUGCUGCCACCACCAUGCUUCACUGUGGGGAUGGUGUUCUCGGGGUGAUGAGAGGUGUUGGGUUUGCGCCAGACAUAGCAUUUUCCUUGAUCGCCAAAAAGCUCAAUUUUAGUCUCAUAUGACCAGAGUACCUUCUUCCAUAUGUUUGGGGAGUCUCCCACGCCUCCUGUUUGGGGAGGUGAACACCAAACGUGUUUGCUUAUCUCUUUCUUUAAGCAAUGUAUUUUUUCUGGCCACUCUUCCAUAAAGCCCAGCUCUGUGGAGUGUACGGCUUAAAGUGGUCCUAUGGACAGAUACUCCAAUCUCCGCUGUGGAGCUUUGCAGCUCCUUCAGGGUUAUCUUUGGUCUCUUUGUUGCCUCUCUGAUUAAUGCCCAUCUUGCCUGGUCCGUGAGUUUUGGUGGGCGACCCUCUCUUGGCAGGUUUGUAGUGGUGCAAUAUUCUUUCAAUUUUUUUAUAAUGGAUUUAAUGGUGCUCCGUGGGAUGUUCAAAGUUUCUGAUAUGUUUUUAUAACCCAACCCUGAUCUGUACUUCUCCACAACUUUGUCCCUGACCUGUUUGGAGAGCUCCUUGGUCUUCAUGGUGCCGCUUGCUUGGUGGUGUUGCAGACUCUGGGGCCUUUCAGAACAGGUGUAUAUAUACUGAGAUCAUGUGACACUUAGAUUGCACACAGGUGGACUUUAUUUAACUAAUUAUGUGACUUCUGAAGGUAAUUGGUUGCACCAGAUCUUAUUUAGGGGCUUCAUAGCAAAGGGGGUGAAUACACAUGCACAAACCACUUUUCCGUUGUUGUUUUUUUAAACAAGUAAUUUUUUUUCAUUUCUCUUCACCAAUUUUGACUAUUUUUGUAUGUCCAUUACAUGAAAUCCAAAUAAAAAAUCAAUUUAAAUGACAGGUUGUAAUGCAACAAAAUAGGAAAAACGCCAAGGGGGAUGAAUCGUUUUGAAAGUACCAGUUAAAUGUUUGGACACACCUACUCAUUCCAGGGUUUUUCUUUAUUUUUUAAAACUAUUUUCUACAUUGUAGAAUAUUGGGAAGACAUCAAAACUAUGAAAUAACACAUAUGGAAUCAUGUAGUAACCAAAAAAGUCUUAAACAAACUAAAAUAUAUUUUAUAUUUUAGAUACUUCAAAGCAGCCACUCUUUGCCUUGAUGACAGCUUUGCAUACUCUUGGCAUUCUCUCAACCAGCUUCAUGAGGUAGUCACCUGGAAUGCAUUUCAAUUAACAGGUGUGCCUUGUUCAAAGUUAAUUUGUGAAAUGUCUUUCCUUCUUAAUGCGUUUGAGUCAAUCAGUGUUGUGACAAGGUAGGGGUGGUAUACAGAAGAUAGCCCUGUUUGGUAAAAGACCAAGUUCAUAUUAUGGCAAGAACAGCUCAAAUAAGCAAAGAGAAACAACAGUCCAUCAUUACCUUAAGACAUGAAGGUUAGUCAAUGCCGAAAAUGUCAUGAACUUUUAAAGUUUCUUCAAGUGCAGUCGCAAAAACCACACAUCAAGCGCUAUGAUGAAACUGGCUCUGAUGAGGACCGCCACAGGAAAGGAAGACCCAGAGUUACCUCUGCUGCAGAGGAUAAGUUCAUUAGAGUUACCAGCCCCAGAAAUUGCAGCCCAAAUAAAUGCUUCACAGAGUUCAAGUAAAAGACACAUCUCAACAUUAACUGUUCAGACGAUACUGUGUGAAUCAGGCCUUCAUGGUCGAAUUGCUGCAAAGAAACCACUACUAAAGGACAGCAAUAAGAAGAAGAGACUUGCUUGGGCCAAGAAACACGAGCAAUGGACAUUAGACUGGUGGAAAUAUGUCCUUUGGUCUGAUGAGUCCAAAUUUGAGAUUUUUGGUUCCAACCGCUGUGUCUUUGUGAGACGCAGAGUAGGUGAACGGAUGAUGUCCGCAUGUGUGGUUCCCAUCGUGAAGCAUGGAGGAGGAGGUGUGGGGUUGCUUUUCUGGUGACACUGUCUGUGAUUUAUUUAGAAUUCAAGGCACACUUAACCAGCAUGGCUACCACAGCAUUCUGCAGCGAUAUGCCAUUGCAUUUGGUUUGCGCUUAGUGGGACUAUCAUUUGUUUUUCAACAGGACAAUGACCCAAAACACACCUCCAGGCAGUGUAAGGGCUAUUUGACCAAGGAGAGUGAUGGAGUGCUGCAUCAGAUGACCUGGCCUCCACAAUUACCCGACCUCAACCCAAUUAAGAUGGUUUGGGAUGAGUCGUUCCGCAGAGUGAAGGAAAAGCAGCCAACAAGUGCUCAGCAUAUGUGGGAACUCCUUCAAGACUGUUGGAAAAGCAUUCCUCAUGAAGCUGUUUGAGAGAAUGCCAAGAGUGUGCAAAGCUGUGAUCAAGGCAAAGGGUGGCUACUUUGAAGAAUCUCAAAUAUAAAAUAUAUUUAGAUUUGUUUAACACUUUUUUGGUUACUAAAUGAUUCCAUAUGUGUUAUUUCAUAGUUUUGAUGUCUUCACUAUUAUUCUACAAUGUAGAAAAUGGUAAAAAUAAAGAAAAACCCUGGAAUGAGUAGGUGUGUCCAAACUUUUGACUGGUACUGUAUUUCUGCUACCGUGUCCGAGAACUAGGGGCAUAGAGGUCCGGAAAAACUCAGGUCUGGAAAAAUGUUUGUGACUCAAUGUUCUUCGCAAGGAAGUUUGUUUAAUCUCACUUGCGUCCGAGUUCAAAUUUCCCUUUCCAGUUGUUUUGUUUGGCUGCGAGUUGAGACACACUUCUAGUUUUAACUUCCUGUUAAAGUAUACCUGCCAAGACACAGUAGCACCACUGCAGUGCUGCAGUGUAUAAAACAGGGUCAGUGGUUAAUUUAGUGAGGAUACACAGGAAACCACAACCAACACACAGAAAUACAAUCAUGUAUAGACCCUUUUCCAGUACAAGAAACACUGACGUCACAUACAGAUGCGCGCGACUCUUGGCGGCAGUAAGAAAGCCAUCACCAUCUGCGCCCAUUCAACAUAGCCUACAUUUACAUUUGUGUUACUUCAAACAAAAUAACUUUUUUGGGGUUCUCAUACCCUUCAAAUUAUGUUUGGAUUCUUGCAUGAACAGUCGCUAAGAUUAUAUUUGGUUGUGAUCUUUGCAAUAUAACUAUUUUGGAUGCAGCAGUUUUUAGCUAGAAUGCUAACGCUCAUUGAUAUAGGCUGUAGCAAAAGCUAGCCAAAGAGCCAUUUUAGUGGUUGAAGUUAAGUAUAAUGCAGUUGAUUUGCGAUGAUGACACAACAUUAUAUUAAGCAGGAUAUUCAUAAGAGCCUUAAAAUCCAAUUAUAAUCCAAAAGUAGUGUGAAUUGCACUAAUAAACAAUAUGUACAUGAAGCCUUUUUUUUGCUGGCAUUCUAUAACUCCCCCUUGUUCUGCCACCAACCUGCGCGCAUUGCUCUCGUGCAGCAAUGUUUGUAAACACAGAAAUGGGUCUAUAUGCUGCUGAGUAAGGCCAGCUUUUCACUUCCUCUCUGUACAUUUAUUACAUUACUAAUUCCACCAGGUUUUAUAUCAGUAUUUACUGUGCAUAAUAGAUAGGAAUUUGUGUGUCACCUGUUUCAAUAGUUUAAUCUAAUAAUGUUUGUGCUUGUUGGUGUUUGAUUCAGGGUCCAUAUACAUCUACUCUCCGGGGACGGUUGUCCUGGGAUACAACAAGUCAGAGAGGAAGGUGGAUCAAGUGGAGAGUGGAGUAAAGGGCUGUCCCCUCACCAGCACACCCCAGCAGGAGUCCUCCUGCCCCCUCCCUGGAGGCCACGCUCUGGGGCCAGAGAGAAUGAAUAUACAGGAGGAGACUUGCAAAGAGCUGAGCUACCCCAUCCCAGCCACCAGCAAUUGA
Molecule: messenger RNA, 7037 nt
Organism: Coregonus sp. 'balchen'
Lineage: Eukaryota; Metazoa; Chordata; Actinopteri; Salmoniformes; Salmonidae
Source: the annotation of a GenBank genome assembly